This is a messenger RNA of Poecile atricapillus (Black-capped chickadee), 5508 nucleotides long. It is a transcript of the gene AP2A2, whose product is annotated as adaptor related protein complex 2 subunit alpha 2. Gene Ontology annotation, molecular function: clathrin-cargo adaptor activity. The transcript is spliced from 22 exons. Gene Ontology annotation, cellular component: AP-2 adaptor complex; membrane coat. The record is from RefSeq and is a predicted model, not a curated record. Gene Ontology annotation, biological process: intracellular protein transport; clathrin-dependent endocytosis. NCBI's taxonomy places the organism in Eukaryota, Metazoa, Chordata, Aves, Passeriformes, Paridae. The coding region runs from base 128 to 2941 and encodes 937 amino acids.
CGGCGGCGCCUGCGCGCUGCGGAGGCGGCGGCGGCGGAGCGGCCUGAAGCAGCCCGCGGGGAGAGCGGGCGGCGGCUGCGGGGGUUCGGCGUGUCGCGUCCCACGGCGGCCGUGAUCGUGCGCCAAGAUGCCUGCGGUGUCGAAGGGCGAUGGCAUGCGAGGCCUGGCGGUCUUCAUCUCCGAUAUCCGCAACUGCAAAAGUAAAGAGGCAGAGAUAAAGAGGAUAAAUAAAGAACUAGCAAAUAUUCGGUCAAAAUUUAAAGGUGACAAGGCUCUGGAUGGUUACAGUAAGAAAAAAUAUGUCUGCAAACUGCUCUUCAUCUUUCUGCUGGGGCAUGACAUUGACUUUGGUCACAUGGAAGCUGUAAACCUGCUCAGUUCCAAUAGAUAUACAGAGAAACAAAUAGGCUAUCUGUUCAUCUCCGUUCUGGUGAACUCCAACAGCGAGCUCAUUCGCCUGAUAAACAACGCCAUCAAGAACGACCUGGCCAGCCGGAACCCCACCUUCAUGGGCCUUGCUCUGCACUGCAUUGCCAACGUAGGCAGCCGGGAGAUGGCAGAAGCAUUUGCUGGAGAAAUUCCCAAAAUUCUUGUGGCUGGGGACACUAUGGAUAGUGUGAAGCAAAGUGCUGCUUUAUGCUUGCUGCGUUUAUACAGAACUUCUCCUGACCUUGUUCCCAUGGGAGACUGGACAUCUCGAGUGGUUCAUCUCCUCAAUGACCAGCACUUGGGUGUGGUUACUGCAGCUACAAGUCUGAUCACCACUUUGGCACAGAAGAACCCGGAAGAGUUUAAGACUUCAGUCUCCUUGGCAGUGUCUAGAUUAAGCAGAAUUGUAACUUCUGCAUCAACAGACCUUCAGGAUUAUACAUACUACUUUGUUCCUGCUCCCUGGCUAUCUGUGAAGCUUCUAAGGCUGUUACAGUGCUAUCCACCUCCAGAAGACCCCGCGGUACGUGGCCGUCUGACAGAAUGCCUGGAAACCAUCCUCAACAAAGCACAGGAGCCACCAAAGUCAAAGAAAGUGCAACACUCAAAUGCGAAGAAUGCUGUCCUGUUUGAGGCAAUAAGCUUAAUUAUACAUCAUGACAGUGAGCCAAACCUACUAGUCCGUGCCUGUAACCAGCUAGGUCAGUUCUUGCAGCACCGAGAAACUAAUUUGCGUUACCUAGCACUGGAAAGCAUGUGCACGCUUGCCAGCUCUGAAUUCUCACAUGAGGCUGUGAAAACACACAUAGAAACAGUUAUCAAUGCACUGAAGACUGAAAGAGAUGUAAGUGUACGACAAAGAGCUGUUGAUCUCCUGUAUGCGAUGUGUGACCGAAGCAAUGCCCAGCAGAUUGUGGCUGAAAUGCUCAAUUACCUGGAGACUGCUGAUUAUUCCAUUAGAGAAGAAAUUGUUCUGAAGGUUGCAAUUCUAGCUGAGAAGUAUGCAGUGGAUUACACCUGGUAUGUGGAUACAAUCCUGAAUCUGAUUCGCAUUGCUGGUGACUAUGUCAGUGAAGAAGUGUGGUACCGAGUUAUUCAGAUUGUCAUCAACAGGGAUGAUGUGCAAGGAUAUGCAGCAAAGACUGUUUUUGAGGCCCUUCAAGCUCCAGCAUGCCACGAGAAUCUUGUAAAAGUAGGUGGCUACAUCUUGGGAGAAUUUGGAAAUCUGAUAGCAGGUGAUCCAAGAUCAAGUCCCCUCAUCCAGUUCAACUUGCUACAUUCCAAGUUUCAUCUGUGUAGUGUUCCUACCCGAGCUCUGCUUCUGUCUACCUACAUCAAGUUUGUGAACCUGUUUCCAGAAAUCAAAACUACAAUUCAAGAUGUGCUGCGCAGUGAUAGUCAGCUAAAGAAUGCUGACGUUGAACUGCAGCAGAGAGCUGUUGAGUAUUUGAGGCUCAGUACUAUUGCUAGUACUGAUAUAUUGGCUACCGUGUUGGAAGAAAUGCCUCCCUUUCCAGAGAGGGAAUCUUCUAUUUUGGCUAAACUGAAGAAGAAGAAAGGCCCAGGCACAGUUACUGACCUGGAAGAGAUCAAAAAGGAGAGGAGCUCUGAUAUGAAUGGAAGUGCUGAACCUGCCUCUGCCACUGAUGUUUCUACUCCUUCUCCAUCGGCGGAUCUGCUGGGUCUGGGUGCUGCCCCUGUCACCAAUCCAGCUCCCCCACCUUCCUCUAGUGGUAGCCUGCUCGUGGAUGUAUUUUCAGAUUCAGCUUCUGCAGUUGCACCUCUUGCUCCUGGUUCUGAUGACAACUUUGCGAGGUUUGUGUGUAAAAAUAAUGGAGUCUUAUUUGAAAAUCAGUUGCUACAAAUUGGUUUGAAGUCUGAAUUUCGACAGAACCUGGGACGUAUGUUCAUAUUCUAUGGUAAUAAGACAUCAACACAGUUCUUGAAUUUUACUCCAACAGUAAUCUGCUCAGAUGACCUUCAGUCAAGCCUGAAUCUUCAGACAAAACCUGUUGACCCCACAGUGGAUGGAGGUGCACAGGUUCAGCAGGUUGUGAACAUCGAAUGUGUGUCAGACUUCAUGGAAGCUCCCAUCCUGAACAUUCAGUUCAGGUACGGUGGAACAUUUCAAAAUCUUUCGGUAAAAUUACCCAUCACUCUGAAUAAAUUUUUCCAGCCAACAGAGAUGUCUUCUCAAGACUUUUUUCAGCGUUGGAAGCAGCUGAGCAAUCCAAAACAGGAAGUACAGAAUAUCUUUAAAGCAAAGCACCCAAUGGAUGCAGAGAUCACGAAAGCAAAGAUAAUUGGAUUUGGAUCAGCCCUGCUUGAGGAGGUAGAUCCCAAUCCUGCUAACUUUGUUGGUGCUGGUAUCAUACACACAAAAACCACUCAGAUUGGAUGCUUGCUGCGCCUUGAACCCAACCUCCAGGCACAGAUGUAUAGGCUCACACUACGAACAAGUAAAGAAGCUGUAUCUCAGAGAUUAUGUGAAUUGCUGUCAGAACAGUUUUAAUAUUAACCAUGUCAGUUUUGGUUUUUCCACUUAUAUCACUGUCAUCAUACUGCAAAUAAAUGUCUUGUACAUCACUGUCUGAGUACUGCAAUGUUAACCAAUACCAGCUCCCUGCCUUAAUAGGACUUGACCCUUGUUUGAAAUUAAGACUAUUAAAUGUACAGUACAGGGAAGUGACUUUUUCCAUUAAAAAUGGCUUUUAGUGUGUUACACAGAGGGUGGGAGGGCUGUCUUUUGCUCCUUUUUUUUGCAGAGGUCAGGCUUUUAAACUUGUUGAAGGGAAAUUGUUUUAGUUGUGGCAAUCAAGGAUUUCAGCUGAAAAUAGCUCAAAAACCUUCUGCUUCAGUACCUUUAAGAGAUACUUUCUCUGCUCUGAGCUGAAAGAAACCGAUUUACUGCUGCUCAGGAAGGUUAAUUCCCAUGUUAAUGUAGAGUCAAAACUUUGUAAAGUUUAACAUUUCCGCAAGUUGUCUAAUGGAUGGAAGGGCAGAUUUGAAGAUGUGUUUGAAUCUGAUUAAAGAUUUAUGUUGUGUCAGCAAUCUUUGUAUUUGAAAGAUGCCACAGGACCAGAGUCUUAAAAGUAUCAAUCUUGUAAUAUUUUACAUCUUAAUGUUUUCUGAUAUUUGGAUUGAACACAAAAACUAUUCUUAAUCCUUCUGCUUAUCUCUGUUAAUGAGGUGAGCCUCUCUGGUAGGGGGUGAGUGAGUAUAUACUUGUUUGUUGUUUCUCAGUGAAGUUAAACAUUCUGUUUGCCAUCAGACUUCACAAGUCCUGAUGAUGUGAUGCAAUUAACUGCAGAAAACUGCAGUAUUGUAUAAAAGAAGUGGGAAGAAAUGGGCCCUUGAAGGGCCGUAAGGCAUGCACUCUUAGGCGAAAAUGUAAUUGUAAUCAAUAUAUGUUCCCCAGUGUACAUUAAUGUUCAGACUCAAGAGGUUGAAUAACUGAUAUCUAAGCAGUUUCCUUCCUGUCAGUGGUAAAAAUGUCCAACAUGGUGUAGAAAACUUCUGUUGAAAGUGUUAGACCCAAAAAUGUUCAUCUUUUCUAGUGGUUUUUACAGCCAAAAUCUUUGUACCUUGCUUCACAUCAAACUCUUUGCAGCCUCUCUGCAGAAGUCAGUGGACAGAAGUUUUGGCUCACGCUCCUCAAGCCUUGAGAUGCAACAGAGGCUGCUAAACCAAAGCAGGUGAGGUGGCCCAGUUAGAAACCCUGGGCUGGUGUCAGCAAGAGCUACAGAUCGCGGUGAACAAAAUCAGCUCCUGCUGACAGGAGGAGGGAACCUCAGGUCAAGAUUUCCUCAUGGCCAUUGAAUGGAAGCCUGGGACUGCUGUGUCACAACACAUACAGACAAGCAUGCCCAGGAAAUGAAGGUGUUGAGUCAUGGUGGUGACACUGAAAAUACAUUUAAAUGAGGCUGCUGUCAUGCUGCCCAGUGCUCAACAGGGGACAGGACUCUCCAUGAUUGAGUGUGCCUUGCUUUUUGUCUUCAGUGCUUUGAGACUAAAUGAUGCAACUGGGAGGUUAUCACUUGGUUUGGCCGAAAGCUCCUGCUUGUACUUGAGUAAAAGUGAAAAAUGAGGAACAAAGGUUUGGCUGUGAUGUAUGGAUUUUGGGUGAUAUGUUUUGUUUUUCCAGAAAUAGCUGGUAACUAUGGAUAUUAAAGCUGAAAACUUGGCAAAGACCUGUUUUUUUGCAAAAGUUCUCUUGAACAAUUGGUGCCUUUAAGGCCUUUCAAAUUCUUCUUACUUCUCUUUAAUCAUAAAUAUUGUCAUUGAAAGUCUUGGUGAGGGGUUCCUGCAGUCAGGUUGGGCAGUUGGCAAAUACUGAUGGAAUACCUUUUGUUUUCUCCUCUUGAUGCUCUGUGUCUCAUUAUUAGUCCUCUUAUGUUAACCAUGCUCUUGGCUGCUGUGUUAAAAUCUUAUGUGCUGAACUAAAGGGAGUCUUAGCAAAGACAGAGGAGGAGGUUCUCUUUUGUAUUUUCCAAAUCCUGUUGUAUAUCUGUCCCCCUGAAAAAUGUUCUGUGCCCUCAUUAAAGGACACCUUGAGACACUGCACUACUUUAUUUCACUUUGCUUUGGUUCAAAUGUGCUAAAAUGUGCAUUAAAAUGUGGGAAGGAGGGGGGGUAAGGGAAAGUGUCUUUUCAGUGGUGACUGUGUUAAGCUUAUGACUGUUCACUCUUUGUAUUAAAUGUCAGCUCAACGAAGCCAUGAGCAGAAAAGUGAACAAAUUAAAGACAAAUACUUGAUUUUAUUUUUUUUGUGAAUGAUGGUUAACUUACCAGUGAUGUAUCCUGUCAAGCAGACAAAGUAAUUUCUGCAGUAAACAGUGUUAUUGUUUUUAAGUGCAGUAUUUUCAGGCAUUGACAUGUGAAAAUAACUGAAUAGCAAAACAGGUAGCAUAUGUUCAUUCUUGACCUACACUCCAGUAUGUAACAUUUAUGGUGAUUGUCUUAUUUGUAUAAAACAAAGUUCUGUCAAAUUAAGUGGAGAAUUUUCAUAUAGAAGACUAUAUAUUAGACUAUAUUCAUCAGAAGAACAUAUUAAGAUUAAAUAAAUGAUUAGAACAGUGA